AUAUAUAUAAUUCGCUUCGCCAAAAAGGUGAAUGACUUAAAUUAAGCAAUCGCAUCAUCUUCUCUGUGUUUUACAUCCCUCUUGCACCGUUCAGAGGGAAGAUUUGAUCAAUGGAAAACGAGAAUUGCACUUUUGUUGCUCAGCCUAUUCAAAGAAAGCGCAAACGUUAUGCCAUUCGUGAUUUCCCAGAAGGAUGUGGCUCCUUUGGCAAAAGGGUUGAUCCUAACACUUUUCGCCAAUUAAAUGACACUAUUUUGGAGUUGGGACUGCAAGAUUUGGAAGAUGAAGAAUUGAUAAGUGCCGCUGAAGUUGUUGUAGCGUGUGACUCCUCCAAUGUGUCAAAGUUUUCUUCUUUUUCAGAAGGGGUUCUUUGUGAUGGUUCAGAAUUCUCAUCAUCUGAUGGCAACAACAUAGAUGGUUCCGAUGCUGGUUUGAAGGAGAAGGCUGAAACUAAAGAGCCUCCUCGAAGAGAAUUAAUCAGAGACUUUCCUCCUUUAUGUGGACCACAUGCUUAUGCAGAUCAUGUGUGUAGAUUGCAAGGCAUUGAAGAUGAUGAUACUGAUGCAGAAGAAUUGGGUAAUGAUGUUCAAGACGAAUCCAUGUGCCUGAAACAGGAGCCUUGAAGUAAUGAAAAGUUACAAAAUAGCAAAAAGAGGAUCACAAUCCUAACGGAUUAGUACUCUCAGCCGACAAGGGAUCUUCAGGAGCGCCACUACCAUCAGGAGCAAUGCUGCCAGGACACUCCCUGCUCCACUACUUGCUUACGAAGUCCUUGAGGUAAUAUGGUUUGCGAGUUUCCCUUUUUAGCCUUGGUCCUUCUCCCUUCUCUGUUUCUGUAUUCUCUUGCUGUGCCCUUGCUGUUUGCUGUGUUGUUUCUGCAUUUUGUUGCUCCCUUGCUGCAUUCUCCUUUUGUGUGAGUCUGUUCUCAACAUCCCCUUGCGCUUCCAAAAUAACCUUGUCCUCAAGGUUAUAAUCCGCUUUCAAUUGUGCCCAAGGUUCCCAUGAUGUGUCUUCAGGUAGUAGGCCAGCCCAUUGCACAAGGACAAGUAAUUCACUAUCCUUCUCUGACUGAGUCCACUUAGUGUCCAAGAUAGCUAGAGGAGAAAUAAGCGGCUGGUGUUCUUCCGACGAAGCUGGUAGACUAAGAGGGACCUCCGGCGGGGUGGUGGAUGGAGUAUAUGGCUUGAGUAGUGAGCAGUGAAAUACUGGAUGUAUGCGUGAUGACUCUGGCAAGUCAAGCUUAUAGGCUACAGGCCCUAUCCUUUGCACAUUGCGGAAAGGCCCAUAGAACCUUUUGGCCAAUUUUGAAUAUUGACUUCCAGUAGUCGUUGACUGGCGCUGAGGUCGUAAUUUGACCAAGACCUGCGCGCCUUCCUUAAAUUGAACAUCCCUUCGUUGUUUGUUCGCACUCUCCUUCAUUUUCUACUGAUCCUUUAAUAACUUUUUUGUCAAACUAGAAAUCAUGGUGUCACGCUCGGUCAACUAAUCAUCCACUGCCGCCACAUUGGAAUCACCGGCCACAUACUAAGGGAUAUUAGGGGGCUUCUUGCCAAAGGUGAUUUCAUAUGGUGACUUACCGGUAGCAGAGUGGAUGGAUGUGUUGUACGACCACUCCGCCCACAGGAGGAAAUGUCCCCAUGUCGGUUUUUGGUGGACUAAAGCUCGGAGGUAAUGCUCGAUUAUGCGAUUCAUCACCUCUAUCUGGCCAUUCGUUUAGGGGUGAUACGCCGUGCUCAUCUUGAGUUUGGUACCGCUUAGCUUGAAUAGUUCUUGCCAAAAGCGACUCACGAACAGGGGAUCUCGGUAGAAGAUGAGGCUUCGUGGCAUUCCAUGGAUUUUGCCGGCAAUCUCCAUAAAUAUCCUGGCCAUAGUGGCAGUGGUGUAGUGCGUUGGAAGCAAACCUAUGUACACCCCUAGCUUUUCGCGCCGGCAUGGGAAGUGGACAGAGUAACCCCGAGCUGUUGCGGUGAUCGUUCUUGGUCUGUUGACAUACUCUAUGCAAGAAGAGAUAAAUAGCUUGACAUCCUGCUUCAUGGAAGGCCAGACAAAAUUUUCGUUAAUGCGUCCCAAAGUUUUUGCAUUGCCCAUAUGGCCGCCUGUGGGGGUGUGGUGAAACUCAGUGAGAAUAGUGGGGAUGACCUGGAGACCCUUAGGAAGCCAUAUACGACCAUUUUGAAGGAUGAAGUCGUCGCAUAUGGAGCAGUCAGGGUAUUUGGAAGGAUCGGCUUGAAUUCGUUGACGAAAUUCGAGGAAGGCGGAGUUGUGGAGGAGCUCCUGUUUAAGUUCCUGCAAGAAAUGAUAAUUGGGAACCGUUGGAAGAAAGAGUUGGGUAGAGGGGGCUUCUGUCCGUCGGGAAAUAACCCAAUAAGCGUGCCAAAUAAUGUUGUUGUUCUGGUGUCUAGAUGAGUUGGCCCAUGCAGUGGUCCGUGAGAAUGGUGAAGGGAUUGUCCAACAAGUACUGCCUCCAUUUUUUAAUGGCGGUGGUGAUGGCGGUGAGUUCUCUGACAUACGUGGAUGCACGAAGAAGCCUAGGGCAGAAAGGUUUACCAAAGAAGGCUAUUGGGUGGUUCUUUUGGGACAGGACUGCUCCCAUGCCGACACCGGAGGCGUCAGUCUCGACGCUGAAUAGGAUGGAGAAGUCUGGCAAGCUUAGCACAGGUGCAUUACACAGAGCCUGCUUCAGGUUGAGGAAAGCUUGUUCAGCGUCAGCAUUCCAGUGAAAGGAGUCUUUAGUUAGGAGAGCUGUGAGGGGAGCUGCGAGUGAGGAAUAGCCUUUAAUGAACCUUCUGUAAAAUCCCGACAACCCUAGGAAGCCUCGUAGGGCUCGAGUGGAUCGGGGAACGGGCCAAUUCUGGACUGCCUCAAUCUUAGCUGACACUGGUUCCACUCCCCGGCAAGACGCAAUGUGACCAAGAUAUUCCACCUGAGAAGUUGCAAAAGAACACUUUGAAAGCUUAAAAAAAAAUUAGUGCAAGCUAAGGAUUUCAAAAGCUUUGCAAAGGUGCUCCAAGUGUUCUGGGAAUGAUUUGCUAUAAAUCAGAAUAUCAUCAAAAAAGAUGGUAACGAAUUUACGCAAAUAAGGACCGAAGGUGCUGUUCAUUGUCGCCUGAAAAGUGGACGGAGCGUUGCAGAGGCCGAACGGCAUUACAAGGAACUCGUAAUGGCCGGGGUGCGUCCGGAAGGCUGUCUUGGCGAUAUCAGACUCCGCCAUUAGAAUCUGGUGGUAGCCCUGCAUGAGGUCUAGUUUGGAAAACCAAGUGGCGCUACCCAGUUCCUCCAGAAGUUCGUCAAUUUUGGGUAUUGGAAAUCGGUCCUUAAUCAUUAGGGCGUUCAAAGCCCUAUAAUCAACACAAAAUCGCCAAGAGUCGUCCCUUUUCUUAACUAGCAGGACCGACGAUGAGAAGGGGCUUGUGCUUGGUCUGAUGAUGCCAGAUUGAAGCAUAUUGGCCACUUGAGUCUCAAUUUCAUGUUUUUGGAAGUAGGGGUAACAGUAUGGUUUAACAUUGACAGGAAUUGUGUGAGGUUGAAGAAGGAUAAAGUGAUUGGUGGGUCAGGGAGGGGGAAGGGUGGUGGGUUGUUGAAAUAGAGGGGCGAAGUCUGUGAUUAAGGCGGAAAUAGCAGGAUGAGGGGUCGAGGAAGUGAUGGGGGAAGGGGAGGCGUGUAUGUGAAAAAAGGCACUGGCAGAGUUCGUCUGGAUUAGUUGUUGGAGUUGUGGUGGGGAGAUGGCUUCUAAGUCUUUGGUGGUGGUAUCUCCUUUAAGUUCAAUGAUAUUGCCACUGUGGACAAAUUUCAUGGUCAAGGUGUUAUAGUCCGUCAACAUCGGACCAAGGGACUUUUAGCCAAUGAACACUGAGGACCACAUCAACUCCGCUUAUGGGUAAGACAUGUAAAUCAGUGGUGAAAGAGUAGCCCUGGCUUUGGAUGAAAGCUGAUGGGCAUAAGUGGUGGCACUCUAUCGUUGCCGUUGCCAACAAGGACACGAAAGGUUGGGAUUGACAGUGGUGAGACUGAGGUGCCUGACUAGCCGAGCCUACACGAAGUUGUGCGUGCUGUCGCCGUCGAUGAGGAUGACGAUGGGCUGGUUGGCGAUGUGGCCCAACAGGCGUAGUGUGUCGGAGUGACCCAAAAGUGCACAAAAGCUGAUCUGGGCCUGGAGCGGGUCUUGUUGGUUUGGGUCCUCGAGACACGGGUCAGGGUUUGUUAUAUUAGGGUUCGAAAGCUCCUCGAGCUUGUUGUCUUCUGCGAUGAGUAAAAAGAACCGUGAGGCGCAGUGAUGCCCUCGCGUGUAGCACUCAUCACAGUUGAAGCAGAGGCCGUGCUCCCGGCGGCUUGCGAUCUCGGCGGGGGUCAGGCGCUUCCAUGGUAAGGGAGGGGGUUUGGCCGACGAAGGUAACAAGGGUGGGGUUGCUGAGGGUAAAGGAGGUGGUGGUGUGGGAAACGAAGAUGGUGUUGGGGGUGUGGGGCCGGGGUAGUGCGAUUGUGGUAGGGACGACGUUGCUCCGCGAGCUUGUCCUCCUGGAGACGUUCCAACCCGACGGCUUGGACAAGGGUCAGAGGCUGGAGAACUUGGACCUCGCGGCGAAUAUCGAGGUUCAAACCCGAGACGAAGCAACUCAGGAGGAGAGAUGGCGGAAGAUCAACUAUCCGAUUUGCCUGAGCUUUAAACUGAUGCAGAUACUCACUCACCGAACCUGUUUGGGUUAGCUUGAAGAGGAUUCCCGUAGGGUCCUCGUAUGGUGAAUGCGCAAAACGGGUCUCGAUGGCCUGCAAAAAUCCUGCCCAAGUGGGGAACUGGUGGUUGCACAUCAUCCACUGGAAACACGCUAAGGUGGGUCCUUCCAUGGUGAAGGAAAUGAUGGUUAGACACUCUGGUUCUGGGGUGAAGUGAUAGGCAAAAAACUGAGUGAUUUUGAACACCCACCCAGAAGGGUCGGUGCCAUCAAAUUUAGGGACAUCAAGUUUCAUUUUGGGAGUGUUGAUGAGGGUGGUUUUUGGUACAGGUUAGGCGAGGAAGAAGGUGAGGCUGAGGAGUUGGUAGUGUUUUCGAGAUUGGCCAUGCGAAGGAGGAGAUCUUCUAAUUUGUCAGUAACGGCAAUUUGGCUAGAAGCAAGCUGGGAGAAGCUAAGGAGCGCUAAUUGAU
Molecule: messenger RNA, 5140 nt
Organism: Glycine soja
Lineage: Eukaryota; Viridiplantae; Streptophyta; Magnoliopsida; Fabales; Fabaceae
Exons: 2
Coding region: 111-623 (170 amino acids)
Source: RefSeq, a predicted model, not a curated record